Messenger RNA from Phlebotomus argentipes, 3759 nucleotides. RefSeq lists its product as uncharacterized. NCBI's taxonomy places the organism in Eukaryota, Metazoa, Arthropoda, Insecta, Diptera, Psychodidae. The record is from RefSeq and is a predicted model, not a curated record. The transcript is spliced from 2 exons. Bases 574 to 2220 code for a protein of 548 amino acids.
UACCUCUGCCGUGCCAACAACCACUUUGCUGCUUCGGUGUCUCUCUUGGCAGUGGCACAAUUCAUUGGCCUCUGGUCGCCGUGUACACUGCAAAGUGCCAUCAGCAGUUGGUCGCCACUCUUUAUGUGUCGUGCUAUUGAACCGUUAUCAAGUGAACAUACGCCGCGAGUGCUGAAGACACUCACUCGAGAUUCCUCAGCGGCCGAUCCUCUCCCACGGAAAAAGUGUUGACGUGGUUUUUUAUCAAUCGGCCGUGUGUGUGUUUGUGUGUGCUUCUCUGAUCCCGAAAGUUCAGUGUGUUCUCAGGCGAAGGUGUUGCGUGCGAGCAAUGAUCGGUCUCUUGUGAGGAGAACGCCAUCUUAGCAGAGGCAUCCGCAGAGGAAUUUCCCUGAAUCAGGAGAUGAUGGGUGUGUAGUGGUCGCGGAAAGACGGACUUCGUGAGUGUGUGUGCCCAGGGAAGAAAUACCUGUUGAAGUGAAGACGAAGCACGACCAUCAGAGGAGAAUUGGGAGAAGAGGCGAAAAGAGACACAGAAAAAUCUCUGGUGGUGUGCUUGAUCGUGUGUGACCCACAAUGGGUGAUUCCACACCAAUAUGCCGAUGUCGUGUGCUGUAUCUGGGCAGUGCCGUGCCACGCCAGAGCAAGGAUGGGCUGCAGGGCAUCCAGGAGCCUCUGAAGAGCCUCUACCCCUCGGAGGGUGCCGUUGGCGCCAAAGGCAUCGACUCCUGGCUCAGUGUCUGGUCCAAUGGCAUACUGCUGGAGAAUGUGGACGAGAACAGGAAGCAGGUGACGCGAUUCUUCCCCAUUGAGUCCCUCCACUAUUGCGCCGCCGUGCGACAGGUGCUGAUCCCCGAGCGCAAUGCUAGUCCAGAGCCCAAGUUCCUACCGCUGGACUCACCCUUCGCACGCACACCACGUGCCCAGCAUCCGCCCAUCUUCGCCGCCAUCCUCAGGCGCACCACGGGCAUCAAGGUGCUCGAGUGUCACGUCUUCAUAUGCAAACGCGAGGCGGCCGCCAAUGCGCUGGUGCGGUGCUGCUUCCACGCCUAUGCUGACAAUUCCUAUGCCAGGCAGCUCGAGGGCAGCACCUCGGGCAGCGUCUACGGUACCCUCGGCAAGCCCAACGGCGAGGGUUGGCGCUCGAGGGCCGGCAGCACGACGACGAUCAACAGUGUGGGACGACAGCCAGUCACGAAUGGAGUGGAUUCCUUCACAGUCAAGAAUUUGUACGCGAGCAGCGCCGAUCUGGACGUGGUGGACGAUGGCGAUGGUUCUAUGUACAACGGCGAUGAGAACCACAAGGUGUGGACGGGAUCCACGGAUCAGCUGAACGGGUGUGGCCUAGAGGGCCCGUAUGACAUCUACUCGGGCGGCACAUCGACCCUGGGACGGCCGGCGCGCGCCCGCCAGAUCAGCGCCCCAGUGCCAGUGCCGCCGCCGCCCAAGGAGGAGGUGAAGAAGAAGAAGGACAAGAAGCAGCGCUCCAGCGUCGGCAGCCAAAGUCUCUCCGGCACGCUCAUCCGUCCCAAGCCCGUGCACGCGAGCUCCAUGACCCUCACCCGCCAACCGCCGCCGCACAUGCUUUACGGCCCGCUGCCGCGGCAGUUCCACACGCUCACGCGCGGCGGCUACACGAACGGCCACGUGCCCACGGGGCGGCCGCACAUGAUGCCCAUGCCGAUGCCGAUGGCCAUGCCACCGAUGCCCAUCAUGCUGCCGCCGCAGUACGCCACGCUGCAAACGCCGGGCAACAAGAGCAGCAAGAAGAAGAAGGACAAGAUGAUGAACGGGCGCACCAACGGCAUCCCUCUGGGUAUGCCAGUGCCCACGCCGCUGUUCGCCUACCCGCCCCCACCCCAAAUGGUGCCCGAGCCGCGGCCGCUGGCCAUGAGCAACCGUAAGCUGGCACAGAGCGCCGCCGCGGGUCUCGAGGACUCCGGCAACUCGGGCGCCGAGUCACCCGGCGGCACGGGCAUCUACAGGAGGAAGGGCCACUUGAAUGAGCGCGCCUUCAGCUACUCCAUCCGCCAGGAGCACCGCAGUCGGAGCCAUGGCUCCCUGGCCAGUCUGCAGUUCAAUCCGCCCGACAUGAAGAAGGAGCGCGAGAUCGCCCAGAUGGUGGCCGGCCUUGAUCUCAACGACGGCGCCAGCUCGACGCUGCAGAGGCGAGCCAACAUGUCGGCCGGCUCGUCAGGCACCUUCGGCAAACCACGGAGAUAGGCUUCCACGCGAGCGAACGAUAAGCUAUUGGGGGAGUGUUUCGCCCCAUCGAAACCUCGCUCCAUUAGCCACACAUUUAGAGGUACAGAUCUGAGUCGAAAAUGCAGAAGUGCUUAAUUUGCAAAAAAGCUACGCCUCUUCAGAUGCCCCGCCCACUCAGGCACUGUCUCUAAUCCAAAUGAAUGCUGAUAGACAGCUAAGAUAGAUUUUGAACCAAAAGUUUUGGUUCGUUUUGUUUUAUGUAAAGAACCUUUUGGUAGUAUUUAAUGUGGUUAGAUUUCUCCGCCAAUUCAGGAGCUUUUUCCUAUAGGCGGAGCUUUAGAGUGGGCGUAUUAACUGAGAAGAAUUGAGUAUACAGUAAAGGCUUUCAGUGUAACUUUAGUGUAUUGAUGAAAGUAGAGAAGUCUUUUAUCACACAGUGCGCCCACGUUUUCGGCUCGAAUCUGUGCACUCACUUGGAUUCAUUCCACGUCCAUUCCGAUGAGAUAAGAGGAAGAUAUUGACUGAAUUCCAAAAUAUUCAAAUUGAGUAUUUUACGUUAGAAGUGACAGAGAAUUGUGUAAAAAGAAAUUGUAGGAAUGUGUUUAGAUAGGUAGAGAUUUUAAACUGGGUUGAAGCAAACUGCUAACAGAUAAUAUUUUUCUUUUACAAUUAAUCCAUUAUCGUUUCUGGUCUGCUGUGCUGCAGUGUAAGUGGGUGACAUGACAAAAUCACGUCGCGAUUGAGUGUGUGUCUCCAGAAAAAGCAAGGUAAUUAUCCACUGGUGGAUUUGCAUGACAGUGGGGCGAACUUUCGAAUUAUUGCCGCUUGACCUUCCAACAUGCCAAUCGGGGCAAGAAUUCUUGGCGCAUUUUUUCGCAACUCACCAUCGACUUUCGCGUAUCGAUUUUCUUUGUGUGCCCAAGCAAAAUUAGUUUGUUGCACAAUUAACGCGCUGGAAAAUUGUCUUGCAGGGAAAUUAUAUUGCUUCUAAAUUGCCUUUUUAUGAGGGCUUUUCAGCGCGCACACUUUGGACUGAUGAUGGAUAUGGGAGGGGAAAUUACGAUAACAUACAGUAACGGCUUUGGUAGAUAAUUGUAGCUACAAGUUGCAUUUUUAAGACGUGCAAAAACUACCGUAAUACUCAAAGAAUAGUAACAUUUUCUUGCACCGUUUUCAUAGUGAAAAACUAUCCAAUUUGUACAGUCUCUGAAGGUGAAAGAGAUUCGCGCGCGUCUUCAAAGAGAGUUCAAUUGCUUUGGCAGAAGAGAGGAAAAUCGAUGAGUAUAUAUUUUCGCAUAUGUAAUAUUAAUUUGUAAUCUUCUCUAUAUAAAUACACCUUAUAUUGCUCUAUUAUAAUUAUAUGAAUGUUGUGCGCGAGUGUUUUUAAAAGCUUCACGCGCACGAAGAGAGAAGACAUGUGCCUUACUAGGUGUAAAAGUUAUUAAUCAAAGAACAGAGAGAGAAAGAGAGAAUAUCAUUUUUUGCAUGUAUUAAAACUGACGAAAAGUAAGUGUAUAGUGUUUAAGAUGAUGGAGAAAAACUGUUUUGGCGUAUUGC